CUCCCAGGCCAAUGUUAAUGGCCAGAAGAAUGACAGCCAUCACUGCCAGGAUCACUGGGAGCAGCCUGUAAGGAUUCUGACUGGAUUCAUGCCUCUGCAUGGACAUGGACACUACACAGAGGAGUGGUGGAUCAAGAUCAGACACAUGCAGACAGAUGACAAAGGUGGUUGGGCAGUUAUCACUUGCCCAUGUGGGGUUGUCUUUUCAGUAAAAUUCAACCUUAGAGCAGAGAGUCCACGUGACUUUGUCGACCUCUUGCUGUCCUGGAAACACCUCCCCAAUGUGGCUGUGUAUGAUUAUGCCAGGGGUCUGGCACUGCAUGCCAACCACAGGCAGCCAGGAAUAUUUGCCCCUUUUCAGGGAAGGUUACUGGAUCCCACCCCAGAAAACGUGAAGCAGGCCUCAGAGGGAAAGGUCCAUGUCAGCUUGCCCUGGCUGAAAUUUCAAAAAAAGCCAGCUGACAAAGAUGGUCACCCUCUUACUGGAUCUUCACAGCAUUUUGCUUUAAACGAUGUGUUCCACCAGGGGAACAGCAAAGACCAGUGUGAAGUUCUAAGAAAACUGGAGCUUGUUCCUGAACUUGCUGGUCUAAUUAACAGCCAGUGUGCCAAGCAGCUGUUUUCAGGGAUGAGAAAAAACAACUACUUUUUAAAUCAGACAACCCCAUCAACACACAUUUUUCUACAAAGAAACAUUCUCCACCAUUACAACAUGGCAAAAAACCAAACAAUCAAAAAUCAGUACAGCAAGAUUGUUCCUCCAGAUGUUUCAUUGCAGUUUGACACCCAUGGAAGGGUAGUCUUAGCUCACUCCCAAUCAGCUGCGAUGUCAACUGGGUCAUAUGGGAAAGAACAAGAAGACUCUCAUGAGUAUGAUUCAGAAGUAGAAAUGCAGUGUGACACCCUUGGAAUGGUAGUCUUAGCUCACUCCCCAUCAGCCGUGAUGUCAACUGGGUCAUCAGGGAAAGAACAAGAAGACUCUCAAGAGUUAAAUGAUGACAGUGAGCAGAGACCUCAUGGACACUUCCCUAGUCUCCACAAGUUUUCAGCACACAGAGCAUACUGGGGACAGAAACUCCAAGACAGCCAGGAACAACUGCUGUCUCAUGUCUUGGAUGAGACCAAAAGUCACACUCAGCACCUUGCAAUGGUGAAUAACAUCAUCCUGACCCGCUUUGACUUUUGGACUCUGGGUUUGCAGCAGGACAUGGAGGGAACGAUCCUGAACUCUUGUCUCAAAAUGAUUGAGAAGAGAGUAGAGAACCUGUUUGCUGCAGACAGCUAUGUCAUUUCCUCUUGGUUCCCACCAUCAUCGAGGAACCCCAUGGAUCACCUUCCGGAUAAUGCAGCCAGUCUGCAGUGGAUUAUUUUCCCAGUGUCCGUACCUGGACAUUGGACACUCUGUAGACGUAGCUCACAGCCUCUCUUCUGGCCCCUGGAGAGAGCUUGGUGUGGAUGAUGUCCAGGGCCUAACAAAGCAAGAGUUCUCCAACAACUGCAGCGUGUUUGUUUUGAUGUACACUCUGUACAUUGUAAUGGGGACCAAGUGCGAUUUCAGCGAGGAAAACAUGCUGCAAAUUAGGAGAUGGUGGUGUCUCACUCUCCUGCAGAACUUCCCCAUGCCGUCUGAAGAAGACCGAUUGCAGGACAGGAAACGGCGAUGAGUGGAAGGAGGGCUACAGGAGAAAUCGACACAAGGUUUUCCUUCUGUGCUGUGGCAACACUGGCACUACUGGGCAAGAUGGACAAAAUAAACGUGGACAAAGCCGUUGA
Messenger RNA from Platichthys flesus (European flounder), 1773 nucleotides. RefSeq lists its product as uncharacterized. NCBI's taxonomy places the organism in Eukaryota, Metazoa, Chordata, Actinopteri, Pleuronectiformes, Pleuronectidae. The transcript has 16 exons. Bases 89 to 1459 code for a protein of 456 amino acids. The record is from RefSeq and is a predicted model, not a curated record.